AGAGAACUGAGGGAAAACAGUCCAGAAAAAGUAAAAAGUAAGAAGACGGGUGCAAAUCUCACAAGAAGAAACAGAAGGCUGCGAACAAGUCGAUCUUACAUCUUUUCUCCCUUUUUUUGUAAAGAGGACGAGGAGGAGGGCUUUUUCUCGAGAAGGACGAGGAAGAGCUCGUUCAAAGAGGGAGGAGAGCCCAGGUCAGUUCUGGAUAACCAGAGAAGCCCUAGCUCUCCGACGUCGACAUCAACACCAUCUUCCUCCGAUACAGCCGGUUUGGCGGCGAUCUCCAUUAACCCUGCUCAUAAAUGUCGGCCUGUUUUGGCUUCUGCGGAAGGCCAAUGGGCGCUGGAGUUGAAGCCCGCCCCGGCCCUCGGAAGUGUGGAGUGUUGGGACUCCAUGAUUUUAGAGCCACCGCUACCGCCGCCGGGAGAGCUCAGCUCGGAGCACAGUUCCGUGUGCUGGUUUAUGGCGGACCCCAACGCCGGCGCAAAGCUCGAAGGUAGUGGGAUAGGGCUUGAUAUCUUCGAUCCGGGAUUUGAUUUCCAACAGAUGGGAAGAAAUGGAGGCGAUGGUUCCUUGAUUCCCAUGAUUCCUCUUCCACCUUCUAACUUUCCAUAUUUUACUGGAUUCACUAACAGUAGCUUCAAAGCUCCGACCUUUGCAAACUCCACUUUCAUCAACAACCAGAACCCUCAUGAGAACUUUAUGCCUCAAACCUACCUGGGCGCCAUACCCAUGCAGUUGCCUAAUGAGGCUGCUUGGCAGCAGCAAGCUGUCAUUGAUCCGCUCUUUAAGGCGGCCAAGCUUUUGGAAUCUGGAAACACGAUUAGCGCCCAUAGGAUAUUGGCGCGGCUCAAUCAUCAGCUUCCCUCCCCCUCCGGGAAGCCAUUUCUCCGCACUGCGUUCUAUUUUAAGGAAGCACUCCUUGCCAUUUCAAACGGAAGCAGCGAGCAAUGCAGCUUUUCUCUAGGAUCUCCACUUGACGUCUUGCUGAAGCUGAGUGCUUACAAAGCCUUUGCUGAGAUCUCCCCUGUCCUUCUCUUCACAAGCUUUACAUCCACCCAGAUUAUUCUAGAGGAGCUUGCUGGUGCGAACGUCAUUCAUGUUAUUGAUUUUGAUGUUGGAGUUGGUAGCCAUUGGCCUGCACUUAUUCAAGAGUUGUCAGAAAGGCGUUCUGCUGUCACUGGCGCGCCAUUACAACUUCGGAUCACUGCUUUUGUGUCUGUAGCAUCUCAUCACCAGGUUGAACUUCAUCUAAUUCAUGAAAACCUUAAUCAUUUUGCCGCAGACCUUAAUGUCCCCUUUGAGCUCAAUUUCUUACCUUUUGAAUCCUUCGACCCUGCUUCAAUAAUUUUCUCUUGCUCGCCUUCUGAUGUCGCCAUUGCUGUGAAUUUUGCAUUUGGUUUUUGUCAUCAUCACCUAUCAACUCAAUCCCUUCUCUUCCUAAUCAAGCAGCUUUCUCCGAAGAUACUGAUUUCAGUCAAUCUUGGUUAUGAUAGGGGUGAUAUUUCCUUCUCCCACCAUGUCCUCCACUCCUUCCAGUCGACCACUGUUCUUCUUGACUCCAUCGAAGCAUCGGGUGUGUCCCCUGAGAUAACUGAUAGGAUCGAAAGGUACAUGCUGCGACCAAGGAUUGUGAACUCUCUGCUUGGUCGAUACAAAACUGGAGAGAAGUUGCUCCCAUGGAGGACUUUCUUUACUUCUGCUGGAUUUGUACCACUGCAAUUUAGUAACUUUGCUGAAUCACAGGCAGAUUGCCUCCUGAAGAAGGCUCAAGUUAGGGGUUUUGAGGUUGAAAAAUGCGAAGCUGCCCUGAUGCUGUCAUGGAAGCAACAAGAGAUUGCAGUAGUCUCAGCAUGGAGAUGCCAGUGAUUUUUCAUGGGAAUGUAAUCCUUUUUUGCCUCUGUGUCAUAGGAAGGUCAUUUUAGCUGUCGUAUAUAUGCUACAUGUUCAUCCUCCUCUAAAACUACAUCUAGUCUUGAACUGUUUUAGUUUCAAUUUACUUUUAAUUGUAGUUGCUGUUUUCAUGGUGUCUUGAUGUUAUGGGAUUUAUAGCUUCCUGCUCAUUUGUUUUGAACUAAGCAAUUGACCAAUGUUUUUGCAC
Messenger RNA from Phalaenopsis equestris, 2101 nucleotides. RefSeq names its product scarecrow-like protein 6. Gene Ontology annotation, cellular component: nucleus. Gene Ontology annotation, biological process: regulation of DNA-templated transcription. The coding region runs from base 394 to 1869 and encodes 491 amino acids. Gene Ontology annotation, molecular function: sequence-specific DNA binding; DNA-binding transcription factor activity. The transcript is spliced from 2 exons. The record is from RefSeq and is a predicted model, not a curated record. Lineage: Eukaryota; Viridiplantae; Streptophyta; Magnoliopsida; Asparagales; Orchidaceae.